UUUACAAAGAUUGCAUGUGACGUCAGUGUUCUUGUUAAUUUUAAUACAGUUUUAUAUUAUUAUUCCAGUUCAGGGAUUGAUGAAGAGUAUGGAGAGAAAGAAACUCUACUGGAUGAAAUUCUUUCAUUGGUGGAGAAUGAAGAAAAACAGAAAGAAAAAGAGAAAAAGGAAACAGAAGAAAAUCGGGGAAAAGACAUUAGAAAAAGAGCAAUGGAAAGCUUAACUCCUAAGAAAGGUGAUGAUGAAUCUAACGACGCCACCCCGUCAAAGAGAAACAGUUCUGGAAAUAUUGUUGGGUACUUAAAAGAAAAAAAUGAGGCCGAAAUGGUAUACCGAAGGCAAGAACUUGAAGUAAAAAAACAGCAACUGCAAUUGGAGGAGGAUAAAUUCCAAUUAGAGAAACAAGAAAGAAUUCAAAAACUGGAAAACGACAAACAAGAAAAAGCACUAUACCUGGGAAAAUGCCUUUUUCUCUUUACAUAAUGACAAAUGCAGUAAUUCGUCGGAGUCUUCUUAGGCUGCUAGCACUUUCAAGUUUUCCGCCAUAAAUAUCAAAUAUAAAACAAAGACAUUUAUUGGCAACUAUUUCAUUGCUUUCAGCCAAUGAGAUAUGAUGAUGCAUUACGUCUUUUACACGUACACGUAUACGUACGACUUUGCUAAACACAACGUGGCAUGAUAAAAAAAUACGACUACGUGUACUUCUAUUCUACACGUACGCGUUCACGUACACGAACGAUUG
Molecule: messenger RNA, 742 nt
Organism: Mytilus californianus (California mussel)
Lineage: Eukaryota; Metazoa; Mollusca; Bivalvia; Mytilida; Mytilidae
Product: cilia- and flagella-associated protein 251-like
Exons: 2
Source: RefSeq, a predicted model, not a curated record